Messenger RNA from Eublepharis macularius, 3432 nucleotides. It is a transcript of the gene ST3GAL4, whose product is annotated as ST3 beta-galactoside alpha-2,3-sialyltransferase 4. The record is from RefSeq and is a predicted model, not a curated record. Gene Ontology annotation, biological process: glycolipid biosynthetic process. Gene Ontology annotation, molecular function: sialyltransferase activity. Lineage: Eukaryota; Metazoa; Chordata; Lepidosauria; Squamata; Eublepharidae. The transcript is spliced from 14 exons. Bases 407 to 1504 code for a protein of 365 amino acids.
GGUCUCGCCAGCGGCAGCCCGGGCGAAGAAGGAGCGGGCGCCGCGCCGCGCCUCGCCGCCAGCCUCCUGCCCGAGCGGGGCUUCGCAGCCGCCUCUUCCCGGCCAGGCUAGCGGAUGGGAGCCCUGCCCGAGACCCCGAUGGUCGCCUGAGGAUGGAGAACCAGAAGCACCGAGAGCCUAAUCUUGUUCAAAGCUUCCCACUAGCCGAGCUGGAAAAGGAAACCAGAAGCCCUGCAGCUGCUAGACAUCACUGCGCUGCGUAGCUUGCAAAGAGGGAAUAAUGGGACUGUAGAUCCUCAUCCUGUAGAGGUGCCGCUGACUCGGUGUGGGGGGAACAGGGGAAGACUGAGCCGCCACCUUCACAUUCUGCUGGUGUAGUUUAGAAUCCGGGGAAACGUUUGAAAACAUGGAAGAGGCAGACGAAAAUCACAGUGUUCUCGAGGUGACAAAUAGCAGUCGCGAUGAGAGCAACGGCCGCAGGGCGAUUUUUCAUAUGGUGAUAAAGAUGAUCAACAAGUCUCGAUGGAAGAUACUUGGAGUAUUGGCAAUAUUUUUGGUGAUGGUGGGGUAUAUAAUAUCCCGGGAGGAAAGGUACAUACAGCUUUUUUAUUUCCCUUUGCAAGAUGACAAGAUGACUUGUCCCCUGGGAGAGGUGGAAAGGAAAGCUGCACAACUGAUAGCAAAUUACACACGGGAUCAUCCACUAUUUUUACAGCUAAAGGAUUACUUCUGGGUAAAGACCCCAUCACCGUAUGAACUGCCAUAUGGUACUAAAGGAAGUGAGGAAAUUCUUCUUCGGGUUCUGGCAAUUACAAGUUACUCUCUCCCUGAGAGCGUUCAGAGUUUGAAGUGCCGAAGAUGCGCAGUGGUAGGCAAUGGACACCGGCUCAGAAACAGUUCCAUGGGGGACACAAUUAACAAAUAUGAUGUUGUGAUCAGAUUGAACAAUGCACCAGUUCAUGGUUAUGAGCGUGAUGUGGGCUCCAAGACCACUAUGCGUCUCUUCUACCCAGAAUCAGCACACUUCAAUCCCAAAACUGAAAAUAACCCCAACACCUUGUUGGUGCUGGUGGCAUUCAAACCUAUGGAUUUCCAGUGGAUGGAAACGAUCCUCCAUGACAAGAAGAGAAUUCGGAAGGGCUUCUGGAAGCAGCCUCCAUUAAUCUGGGAUGCAAAUCCUGAGCAAGUGCGAAUUCUCAACCCUUACUUUAUGGAAAUAACUGCUGCUAAGUUGCUUAAUCUUCCAAUGAAACAUCUGCGGAAGAUGAAACAGAAACCAACCACAGGAUUAGUGGCCAUCACUUUAGCAUUGCACUUCUGUGACUUGGUACAUAUUGCCGGCUUCGGAUACCCAGAUUCUGCCAAUAAGAAGCAGACGAUACACUACUAUGAGCAAAUCACGUUGAAGUCGAUGGCUAGUUCGGAGCACAAUGUCUCCCAUGAAGCACUAGCAAUAAAAAAGAUGCUUGAAAUGGGACUCAUCAAGAAUCUCACUUACUUCUGAUGGAGGCACGGGCGACAACUUCUGAGCUGGCUGCCAGGCCAAUAAGAGGCCCACCAUGAAUGGCAGCCUGCCACCCACAGCUCUCCUUGCCCCCUGCCUCUGAGAGUGACUGCUGUAAAGAUCUCACAACUUUGUUCCAAUGACAUGCAGAAUGGGGUGGAAGAUGUGUUGGCAGCUAGGGACCGAAAGGAUCCUGGAAAAGGCAGAUGGUGGUAGCGACGGCGUUAGGUGAUUCUGCCAUCUAUGGUGUCCUCCUCUUUUGGACAGCUGUGGGAUUUCCUCCGUAUCGAACGGAGGCUCUUGGGAGUCGAUGCUCCUGAAGUCUUUACUCCUGUGGCACGAAUGCAUCCUUUUUGGGGCCUGGGCCAGACCUGACUGUGGGUGUCCAGGGCAGUACAACAGACACUUCCAUGGGAUUUCCCCAUCCCAGGACAUGCUGCUACCUUAAAUCACUUUUUGCCUUCCCACUCUGAGGUGCAGGCUGUUUACCAGGAUAUUUAAGUUAUAACUGUAUCAGGGUCUCUUGAUGGAGCAGCAGGAGGAAACUCAAUGAAGGAUUAUCAGCUGUCUACCCUCUUAUUUUUUGUCCCCAUUCGAAUCGAGAUGAGAUGCAAUGCAAUGGUUUCCCCUGCAGGGGAUGGGAGUGGAGGAUAACGCUGCCCACUCGUUUUUUUCACCUAUUUCUUUCUUUCUUUUGGACGAUACGGCAUACAGGGAGAACGCCCUACAGUAUUUUGAUAGUGGUUUUUAUACUAAAAUCAAUGAAGCUGAACUGAACAUUACUGGGUUUCUAGACUCUUGGUUGAAAGAGAAUCCUCCUUCUGUGAAGGGUGUGUAUGAUUGUGUGUGUGUGUGUGUGUGUGUGUGUGUGUGUAUUUGUAUGUGUCCAGCCCAGUAUCCCGAGUCUGUUCUUGGGAAGAACGUUCUAAUUAUAAGCUGUAGGUUUUUUUUCUCCAGCAUGUGGGAGCCAGAUCCCAGCUGGAAUAAGACUACAUUAAGAAAGGAAAGGGGGGGGGAGCCAAAGUUGAGACUUGAAGGAAGGGGAAAGAAUUAGGGGACAGAGGAAACGUGUGUGUCAGUUGUGGGAAAAGAAGCAACCAGUCACAUGUGGUUCCUCGUGCCUGGAACCAGCCCUUGUACAGCAUCUUGCUCUGCCUUUUCCACUAAGGAAAGGGGGGUGGGGGGGUUCUUCAAGACGAAGGCUCUUCUCAAGGAGCCUAAGAAAUGGGGUGAAUGUCAAAGUAAGCUGUUGCAUCAAACUGGUGGGGGAGGGAUAGUCCGUACAUUUCAGGAAUGGAUCCUUAUUUGAACACAUUUGUCUGGCGUGGAGCAGGAAAUCCACGCUUUGGAAAAGAGUCUCACACAAAGAGUUCUGUGUGGGCAUAAAUAUUUUAACUUCUUCUUCUUUUAAAAUCUCAACUUGGUGACCAAAGUUUAUUUAUUUCCCUUAAGUCAAGUGAACUGGUUUAAAGGGGGUUUGACAUCCGCCACCUUUGGUUUUGUCCACGGGGGAGAAAAAAAAAAACAAGAGAGAUGAUUAUGUGAACUUUCCUCUGCACCUCUCCCACACCUUGCGAUUACCAAUGUGCCUUAGCCGUGGGUGGAAGAGUCCAACUUCUAGGGGCCCGCUGGGGCAUUUAAUCUCUAGUGGCCAUUAGAUCCAUGGCCAAGAAGGGGAGCAAUUGGUGUGGCCCCAGCAAACACCCAGGAGCCUUGGCAAUUGACUUGGGAGCUGAUUUGUCACCAAACCCAGACUGCUUCUUGGAGGAGAUGACAGUUUUAAUGAAAAGGUGUGUUCCCAAGGUGUGUGUGUGUGUGGCGUGGGGGGUGGGGGUGUUGCAUCCUGCAGGCAAUGUGGAAAUGUCUUUUCUGACCAAGUGAUAAAUGCAGCUCAGUGUUAAGUAUCAAUAAAUUUAAUUUAAAACCAA